Messenger RNA from Colletotrichum gloeosporioides, 1323 nucleotides. Its product is annotated as putative monooxygenase YxeK. The coding region runs from base 1 to 1323 and encodes 440 amino acids. Lineage: Eukaryota; Fungi; Ascomycota; Sordariomycetes; Glomerellales; Glomerellaceae. The transcript has a single exon. Gene Ontology annotation, molecular function: monooxygenase activity; oxidoreductase activity, acting on paired donors, with incorporation or reduction of molecular oxygen. The record is from RefSeq and is a predicted model, not a curated record.
AUGUCCACUGCGGAGAAGAAGAGACUUCGGCUAGCCGCCUUCAUCUACUCCGGAGCUCAAACACAAAUAUGGCGGCACCCGGACAUACACGCGCAUGAGAGCCUCGAUGUCGAAUAUUACAUCUCUUACGCACAGCUUGCAGAGAGCGCCAAGUUUGACACUUUGUUCCUUGCCGAUGGUGCAUCUUUCCCGACUGGAGAUCUCGCGAAGCAUUUAUGGAGUGUCAGCGGCUUUGAACCUGCCACUUUGUUCUCCGCAAUCGCAGCAAGAACGAAGCACAUUGGUCUUGUCUAUACAGCGAGCGUCAGCGACAAUGAGCCGACUCACGUCGCAAGACAGCUCGCUAGCCUUGAUCAUAUAAGUCACGGAAGAGCAGGAUGGAACGUCGUCACUACUCCUGGACCGGGUACUGCGAAUCUAGGCGUUCCCGCCGAAGAAACGAAAGACAGUGCUGCGAAGUACAACCGCGCAAGAUCAUUUUUGACUGCCGUCCAAACGCUUUGGGACAGCUUCGAAGAUGACGCCCUUGUGAGAAAUAAAGAGACGGGCAUCUACGUCGAUCUGAACAAGGUUCAUUGGCCCAAUAUUGACGAUGGACUGUAUAGAAUCAACCAGCCCUUGAAGGUUGAGCGUCCGAUUCAGGGUCACCCAGUUAUCGCGCAGGCUGGAACUUCUGCUGAAGGGAUAGCUUUCGGUGGCUCCACAGCCGACUUGAUUUACUGCGCCAACUAUUCCAUCUCAGAUGGGCAGAAGACAUACCGCGCUCUCAAGGAUGCAGCCAAAGCUGCUGGGAGAAAUCCAGAUCACCUUGUCAUUCUCACUGGCGUGGCUGUCAUUUGGGGAGCAACACAAGAAGAGGCGGAGAAGAAGUUGCAAGAAGUGACUUCGCUAUGGCCCAUAGAGGUCGCCGUCAAGAAUCUCGGUAUUGAAUUUGGAGACACCGAUAUUGACUCUCCAUUCCCAGAGUCGUGGUCAGCGACAUUUUCACAAGGUCGCUCCGCGGCAAUCGCAUCAUUUGCGAAGGCCAACAAUCUCACGAUACGACAGACGGCGGAGCGAUGUUCCAUAGGACUAGGACACCGGCCGCUGGUUGGCACCACGCAGUCUAUCGCUGAUGACCUUCAGGCAUGGCUAGAGCAAGAUGCGACCGAUGGUUUUGCAGUCAUCCAGCCACGUCUGAUUGACGGUUUGAGGGAGUUUUCCGAACAUGUCAUCCCUGAAUUGGUGAAGCGCGGUCUUUUCAGGGGAGAAUAUGAGGGUAGAACAUUACGAGAGAACUUAGGUGCACCCCGACCGGCGAACAGACAUAUUGAAAACGAGUAA